Messenger RNA from Schistosoma margrebowiei, 1308 nucleotides. Lineage: Eukaryota; Metazoa; Platyhelminthes; Trematoda; Strigeidida; Schistosomatidae. The record is from the annotation of a GenBank genome assembly.
AUGAUUGUUCUUAAUAAUUUUCCUAUAAAAACUGAUGUACUUGGAGAUAAAAAAGUUGAGACAAUUAUGAUCCCUUCCAAUAAAAGAGAAGUACCUGUUGUCAGCCCUCCUAAACCAGAUGACAACGGUCAUAAAACCCAACUAGGUAGAAACAUAGCCUUCUUACAAAAGCAGCAUGAGGCCAUGCUGAAAGGCUUGCAUCAAGAGAUUGAAUCCUUGAAAAAAAUUAAUAAAGACUUGCAAUAUCGUCUGGUGAUGUGUACAUGUUCUGCUGGCUGUUCUGAUGAUAAUUUACCACAAAAUAAAACCAAUGAGAACUCCCUAAAACAAGAAAUAUCGAUUUUGCGGGAAGAUCUUGAAAAUGAACGGAGGAAGAACGCACGUUUGAUGCAACAAUUAGAGGAAUUGCAAGUAUCCCAGAAUCCUGUUAGAGGACUUCCAAGAUUCGCAUGUAAAAAUGGACGAUUGUCGACAUAUUCAGAGCAGAAAAAUAUUUCAAAGAAUAAUGAAGUGUUCCAGGGUUUAAAUAAAAGUCAAAUUCACCAUGAUAAUAGUGAAUUCUUAAAAGGAUGUCAGGAUGUCCCAAGUAAAAAUACCGAUUUCAUAACAGAUACAGUCACUGUAAAUAAUAAUUCGAUAGCACCUACAACUGGAACAUUAUCAGUCAAUAAACUUAUACCAACCACUUCUCAUUCAGUUCCGAAUAAAUCAUUAACAACUCUGAAUAUACCAGGAAAUAAUUUCUUGACAAAACGAAGUAUUCUUCAUUCGUAUGAUAAUGAACAUGUUUUUGAAAAACAAGAAGAGGAAAUAAUCGAAUCAAAUGAUGAAUUAAUCAAUACACACUUAUUACCAUUUCGAUUACCUGCAUUAAAUUUUAGAAAACCACUUAUUCAAGCUUCACUCAAUAAUGAACAACAUAAAAUAAAUACAAACAAUAUAAAGUAUUCACCUACACGUGGUUCAUUAAAGAAUGAAAAAAUAUUCAAUAGCGAAUUAAAAACAACUCGUCCAAUAAAAAGUGCCACAGGAUACAAUAAUCACUCAACUACAUCAUUGGAAGCAUCCAUUAAUAAUCUGCAAACUAAAUCGUUUGAUUCAAAAACCUCAAAUGAUCAUUAUCAACAAUUACAUGAUUUAAAUUUAAGAAAAGUUACACAAGCUUAUUCAAUUGGAUUAAAACCAUUUCUACCGUCAUUAACAAAACCAGCAGAUGUAAUGAUGAAUCGUCAAAAUGAUCGUCAUCAAAAGAAAUCUACGAAAAGCUUACAGCGUAAGCGUGCACAACAAAAUAUUUAUCCAUUUUAA